GUUGACAGAUCUCAUCACUUGCUAUAGUCGAAAAGUCAUAUGAUCAAAUAGUUUCUGCGAAAAUUAUUUAAAUUUUAAUAAAAAUAAAAUGUUGAAAUAUCUUGUAAUUUUUCCAUUUCUGUUAUUAACAGUUCAAGCAGCUGGAACUUUUUCUGUAUUAGAACAUCCAAAUUCACUACUUUUUAAAGGAAAUGAUCGUCUGGACUCAAAUUAUAUAGGAGAUGUUUUAGGCGCUUCUUUAGGUCUCUAUAUAGAUGCAGACACGAAAUGGAGCGGUCUCUUUAUUGAUAAUCCGUUUGAAUUUCCAAAAGGUGUAAUAAAUGUUAUGGUUGAAGGAGUUAAGGGAAUCAAUUUAAGUCAAAAAGCAAAAACUUUUCCGUUGACGGGGGGAGAUUCUAUAGACUCACUGAAUACAAUAUCAUCGACGGUUGAAGCCUUGAACUCUCCAACAAUAAACGUAGAUUUAAAUAGGGGAUUAGAUUCUCUCCUUACAUAUACGGAUGUCUUAGGAAAUUUACAAAUACCCACAACUGCAAAGUACGUAGGAAAUUUAAAACCAGAAACUUAUCCGGAAGAUAAAUUAUUUUUGCAACAAAUUGCUGCUAUUAAAGCUUUGUCAAAUAAAUUAUCAGACAUACAAAAUAAACCAACGCUUAUUAAUAUUCGUUUGUCCUUAAAGUCAAUAAUUGAAGCACACGGACCUAAGUCACCAGCCGUUGCUGAAGCAUUGAAACUUAUUUCCAAAACUGUUGAAGAUUUUAGUGAAAAAUCUAAUAAAGCUUAUGGGGGACAAUUGUUGUUUACAGUAACAACUGAUGAUAGCGCAGAAGUUUCUUCCAGACAGAAACGUCAAACACAAAAAGCCAAUGAUUUCAAAAAGGAGUUAAACCUUGCUGAAUAUUAUAAAGAGGAUUACCCAGUGAUUUUCAAUAUUAUUCUAUGGUUUAUGGUUGUAUUUGUUUUUGCAUUACUAGCAAUUUCUUAUGUAAUUGGCACAAUGGAUCCAGGCAGAGAUUCAAUCAUUUAUCGCAUGACAUCUACUAGAAUGAAAAAAGACAACUAAACACAAAUAAAAUAUUAAAAUUCCAAAAAUUAUGAAUCAUCAAUUGUAUCAUAAUACAUAUUAGUAAACCUUUUUUUUUAAAUUAUUUUGUUAUUCGUUUUCAGUUCAUAUUUCAAAAAUUACCUAUAACUUGAGCGCGUUAAAUAAAAUUUUGAAAGAAAAAUAACUUAACAAAAUAUAAAGUAAGGCAAAUAUUUAAAUAAUUGUGAAUAGUUUUUUAAUAUGGUAUGAAAAUAUGUAUAAAAAAUGUGUAAAAUUUUAUCAGUUUUCUCAUGAAAUUUUUUGAUAAGAUGUUAUCAAAGAACUUUAAAUGAACUCACCUAAUUGAGAAAAUGUGUAUAUAGAAAUACUAUGUAAUUUGUUGUAUUAUAAUUUUAAAUAAAUAGCAUUAGCUUAAUUUCA
Condylostylus longicornis is the source of this 1465-nucleotide messenger RNA. It is a transcript of the gene ATP6AP2, whose product is annotated as ATPase H(+)-transporting accessory protein 2. Gene Ontology annotation, cellular component: membrane; external side of plasma membrane. The record is from RefSeq and is a predicted model, not a curated record. The transcript is spliced from 4 exons. Gene Ontology annotation, biological process: positive regulation of Wnt signaling pathway. Gene Ontology annotation, molecular function: signaling receptor activity. The coding region runs from base 89 to 1063 and encodes 324 amino acids. NCBI's taxonomy places the organism in Eukaryota, Metazoa, Arthropoda, Insecta, Diptera, Dolichopodidae.